AUCCAUAAAAAAAAAGAAUAAGAAAAUAAAAAAGCCAAUGAGAAUAGAGGUGCUCCCAUCCCAAAUUCAUCAAGCAUCAAAAUUUAUUAUACCUUCUGAACUUGUGUGCGAAUUAUUCAACAAAAUAUCUGCCGAUCCGUCUGCAUCCUUCUCCAGGUGUGAUGGAGAUAUCGCUGCUGUCGGUCCUCCUCAAAAAUAUUUCUAGUUUCUUCAAUAUGCAAAGCCAUGAAAACCGAGCUUCUGAACUCGUUCAAAUGUACCACCAAAAGGUUAAAGAAAUACUCAAGAUAAUUAAGCCUGUACUCGAGUCUAUUGUCGAUGCGGAAGUGGCGUCUGAUGAAUCACUUCAAAAAGAAUUUCCCGGCUUGAGUCAGUCUGUCGAAGACCUCAGGGAGCUUCUCGAAGAUUGCCAUCCAUUGAUGAGUAAAGUUUACUUUGUUAUGCAAGUUGAAUCCUUAUUUGCAAAGGUUCGGGCUCAAAGCUUAGAGGUUUUCGAGCUUUUGAAAUCUUCUCCCGAAGGACUUCCUGAUGAAUUGAGUUCUGCAUCACUUGAGAUUUGCAUACAAAAAAUUAAGCAUAUGGGAUAUGAAAAAUCAUCGGCGAUUCUUUCAAAAGCUAUACGGGAUCAAGCAGAGGGUUCGGGACCUAACGCGGAUAGCACGUCAAAGAUCGCUGAUUUUCUUAGCUUGAAGUCAAAUCAAGAGCUUCUAAUCGAGGCCGUUGCCCUUGAAAAGUUAAAAGAAAACGCCGAACAAGCGGAAAAAAUGGGAGAUUUAGAGUGCAUCGAGGAAAUGGUUGCUCUCGUUACCCACAUGAACGAUUGUUUAAUCGAGGCGAAACAGUCGCAAAGCGCCAACCCGGUACCCAUACCUCCCGAUUUCUGUUGCCCGUUAUCGCUUGAACUCAUGACGGACCCGGUAAUUGUAGCGUCGGGACAGACGUAUGAGCGGAGUUAUAUCCGUAAAUGGCUUGAUCUCGGGCUUACGGUUUGCCCGAAGACUAUGCAAACUCUGGCCCAUACGAAUCUUAUACCUAAUUACACCGUGAAGGCACUAAUCGCAAAUUGGUGUGAGUCAAACAAUAUUAAGCUCCCGGAACCUGUGAAAACGUUGAACGUGACUCAACCUCGGUCCCCCGAGUCGUCGGUGCGGGCCAUAGGUUCGUCCGGUGGGACCAGCCGUCAAGACGGAACGUCUCCGGUGCAUCACGUUCAAUCAUCUUACGAGGAUUCUUUGCCGGAAAACGGGCAUGAUGUGACCGAAUCCGGAGACCAAAGUCUUGAUUCACGUGCGCAAUCAUCAGCUAACGAAAAGUUGACGGAGGGUCAUCAGAGAACGGUUUCGACUUCCAGCACGCAUUCCAACGCAAGCUUUUCUCAAGAGCUAUCUCAUGAAGCAAACGACGCGUCCGGAACACAGGCGGCAACAGCAUAUAGCAGUGACGCUUCAGGAGAAGUGGCACCGGCACCGGAACCUCAACCCGCUGCCGCCACUACCCCAACCGCUCCACGACGGGACCACGAGUUCUCCCCGCGGUUUGAAACCCGACCCAGAAAUCAGUUAUGGCGUAGGCCGUCAGAUCGGUAUGGCCCGAGAAUCGUUUCUUCCCCGUCUACUGAAAACCGACCCGAUCUUACCGGAGUCGAAACGCAAGUUAAAAAACUCGUCGAGGAAUUGAGUAGCGAUUCGGUUGAUGUAGUAAGAAAAGCCACAGGUGAACUUCGGUUACUUGCUAGACAUAAUAUGGAUAACCGCAUUGUUAUCGCAAACUGUGGGGGCAUCGGUUUAUUAAUCGGUCUACUCCGGUCAACCGACGAACAAGUCCAAGAAAACGCCGUCACCGCUCUUUUAAACUUAUCGAUAAACGACAACAACAAAUCCGCGAUUGCGAACGCGGACGCAAUCGAACCGCUGAUUCACGUGCUCGAAACUGGGAGCUCCGAGGCUAAAGAAAACUCUGCCGCAACUCUUUUUAGUCUCUCGGUUAUCGAAGAUAACAAGAUAAGAAUCGGGAGGUCGGGAGCGAUUAGACCGUUGGUUGACUUAUUGGGAAACGGAACGCCAAGGGGGAAAAAGGAUGCGGCAACGGCGUUGUUUAACUUGUCAAUAUUUCACGAAAACAAGGCGCGUAUUGUUCAGGCCGGUGCCGUAAGGUACCUUGUGGAGUUAAUGGAUCCGGCAGCUGGGAUGGUUGACAAGGCGGUUGCGGUUUUAUCGAAUCUUGCAACGAUUCCCGAGGGGAGAGCUGCUAUUGGUCAAGAGGGUGGUAUACCGGUCCUGGUUGAAGUUGUUGAGUUGGGUUCGGCUAGAGGGAAGGAGAAUGCGGCAGCCGCGCUUCUACAGUUGUGCACAAACAGCAGUCGGUUUUGCAACAUGGUCCUACAGGAGGGUGCGGUCCCACCGUUGGUUGCUUUGUCACAGUCGGGUACCCCACGAGCCAAGGAAAAGGCGCAGUCACUGCUUAGCUACUUUAGAAACCAGCGGCAUGGUAACGGUGGGAGGGGAUAAGGAGAGAUGCGUUGACGAUUUGUAUACAAUGUGCAUCUAUUGUCGUCUAAUGUUGCAAAUAAUGCAUAUGGAGUUCUUGAUUUGUUUCGAAAGGAUGAAGCCAGAAGCCGAAAAGAGGACAUAGAUGGCCCGCGGGGGGGGGGGGGGGGGGGGGGUGUAUGGAUAAUCUUUGUUUGUGAAGUUUAUAUCUUUGUGCUUAUAUUUGCAGCCUAGUGUAGUGUGAGUUUGUCUGUCACUGAUUUUACAUGUUUGUUCAUUUCUUGUGUAGUAUUCA
This is a messenger RNA of Helianthus annuus (common sunflower), 2781 nucleotides long. RefSeq names its product U-box domain-containing protein 4. Gene Ontology annotation, biological process: protein ubiquitination. The coding region runs from base 162 to 2507 and encodes 781 amino acids. Gene Ontology annotation, molecular function: ubiquitin-protein transferase activity; protein binding. Gene Ontology annotation, cellular component: cytoplasm; nucleus. NCBI's taxonomy places the organism in Eukaryota, Viridiplantae, Streptophyta, Magnoliopsida, Asterales, Asteraceae. The record is from RefSeq and is a predicted model, not a curated record. The transcript is spliced from 5 exons.